AUGGCCCAGCAAUCAGCCGAAGAUGAACACAACCUCACCCUUCGCGAUGCCAUCCGUCGCUACCCUCAGGCCGUCUUGUGGUCGGUCUUACUGUCUGCCUCCAUCAUCAUGGAGGGCUACGACAUUGUCCUCAUCAGUUCGUUCUUCGCGUCGCCUGCCUUUCGUCGCCAUUAUGGCGAGUACGUUCCUCGAACAGGCACAUACGAAAUCACAGCCUCUUGGCAGAACGGACUCAGCAAUGCCGUGAGUGUCGGUACUAUCAUUGGUGCAUUUGCCAACGGCUACUUUACCCACAAAUUCGGAUAUCGCAAGGUCCUCCUGGCAUCUUUGGUGUUCAUUUGUGGCUUCAUCGCGAUUUCUUUCUUCUCGCCCAACCUACCCGUCCUCCUUGUUGGGCAGUUUCUCUGUGGCAUCCCGUGGGGCGUCUUCGCGACCAUGGCACCGGCGUACGCCUCCGAAGUCUGCCCCAUGGCGCUUCGCGGUUACUUGACCGUCUAUGUCAACCUCUGCUGGGCUCUCGGCCAGCUCAUCUCUGCUGGCGUGCAAGCCGGAUUUUCUGGCAGCACCUCCCAGUGGGCAUACCGCAUUCCAUUCGCAAUUCAAUGGGCGUGGCCUCUACCCUUGUUCACUAUCUUAUGGUUUGCGCCAGAGUCCCCUUGGUACUUUGUUCGCGUGGGCAAGUACGACGAAGCUGAGAAGUCUGUCAUGCGACUGGGCUCAGCCAUGCAGCGCAGUCACGCCAAAGAGACUGUGGCGUCGAUGAUCUACACCAACCAGCUCGAGAUGAUCAUUGAUGAAGGAACAUCUUACCUGGACUGCUUUCGCGGGGUCGACCGCCGCCGCACCGAAAUCGCCUGCAUGGUUUUCAUGGCACAGCCCUUUUGUGGCUCCGUGCUUGGAGGCACGCCUACAUACUUCUUCGUCCAGGCUGGUCUUCCCGAGUCCAUCUCGUUCCGCAUGUCAGUCGGCGGGCUCGGUAUCGCAUCAGUGGGCACAGUGGCAUCUUGGCUCCUCCUCGGCGCCUUUGGCCGUCGCACCCUGUAUCUCUGGGGUCUUGGGCUGUUAACAUCCGUUCUCAUGACUGUCGGCUUCAUUAGUGUUGGCGCUGGAGACUCUUCGGGUGGCAACUACGCCCAGGCAGCCAUGAUGCUGUUGUGGCUCGGCGUCUACUACAUGACCGUGGGGCCUAUCUGCUACGCCAUCAUCUCCGAGGUGUCCUCGACCCGUCUGCGCAAUAAGAGCGUUUGUCUGAGCCGCAUCGCGUACUACAUUGGGCAGAUCGUCUGCAACGUGAUCAAUCCGUACAUGCUGAACCCAACGGCCGGCGAUUGGAAGGGGAAGACGGCGUUCUUCUGGGGCGGGUGUGCUUUUGCCUUCUUCGUAUGGACCUUCUUCCGACUACCGGAGACGAAGGACAAGACGUUUGCGGAACUGGAUAUCCUCUUUGAGAAGAAGAUUGGGGCGCGGGAGUUUUCCGGGUACAAGGUGGAUGCGUAUGCUCAAGGUGGAGAGCCUUUGGUGAAGAAGGGAUGA
Verticillium nonalfalfae is the source of this 1533-nucleotide messenger RNA. RefSeq lists its product as uncharacterized. Gene Ontology annotation, cellular component: membrane. The transcript has a single exon. Lineage: Eukaryota; Fungi; Ascomycota; Sordariomycetes; Glomerellales; Plectosphaerellaceae. The coding region runs from base 1 to 1533 and encodes 510 amino acids. Gene Ontology annotation, biological process: carbohydrate transport; transmembrane transport. Gene Ontology annotation, molecular function: carbohydrate:proton symporter activity. The record is from RefSeq and is a predicted model, not a curated record.